This is a messenger RNA of Oryza brachyantha (malo sina), 612 nucleotides long. RefSeq lists its product as uncharacterized. The annotation marks the transcript as partial. The record is from RefSeq and is a predicted model, not a curated record. NCBI's taxonomy places the organism in Eukaryota, Viridiplantae, Streptophyta, Magnoliopsida, Poales, Poaceae. The transcript has a single exon.
GGACUGUUCGUCCUGUGGCUCGGCACGUACGAGCGGCCGCCGCUGACGGUAGAGACGAAGGACGAGGAGGCCGUGUGGGCGCUGUCGACGACGUGGUCUGCGCUUUCUGAACCGUGGAACCUCGCCUUCGUCUGCGUCGCCUACGCGAACCUCACCGCGCUCUUCGUCGUCAUCCGCCGCUCCCAGCGUCGUCUCACGCCUGCGUCGCCGGCCAAGGAGCGACGGCGGCUGCGGCGCCAAGCCUGGGAGCUGUCGACCGCACUCAGCUGCGCGUUCGCGUACCGGGCAGAGCGUAUCAUGCCGCCUGCCAUGGCCGUCAUCGUCUGGACCAUGACCGCCUGUGCCAUCGUCGGAGGGCUCUACAUCCUGGUUCUUAACGACGAUGGCCGUGGAUCGGAGGAUUGCCAUGCCGUCGACGUCGACGAUGGCCAAUCCUCCUUGAACAAACUUACUGCACACGAAAUGGUGUAGGACGAACCAUAUGCACAUAUCAGUUAAUCGGUCGGCCUAUCUAAGUAAAGCAUUUUUCUUAUUCUUGAGUAGUUAUCACAAGGUACCCUUUUCUAAAAAGAGUUUUAUUUAAAAAGUAUGGUAACUUAAAGUAUUUUUUAA